Molecule: messenger RNA, 1135 nt
Organism: Chara braunii
Lineage: Eukaryota; Viridiplantae; Streptophyta; Charophyceae; Charales; Characeae
Source: the annotation of a GenBank genome assembly
GUCAGGGCCAGGCAGCCUGGGCGGGUGACAGGUGGGUCAACAUUAGGCCUGGGUCACCCGAGCGGGCGGGUGACAGGUGGGAAAUACCCAGUAUUACCCACCACCUGUGGCCGUUCAAGUGAUCGUACGAUGAACGCAUUGGACGGCAAAAUGGUGGAUGUCGGCGUUGGCUCUUCAUCUGCAUCGUCCAAACCGGACAUGAUGAAACUGAAAAAUGCGAUUCACCGUGCUCUGCAGAAAGGCGGGCCUGGGGCACAGUUCGUGCUCAAAGAAGAGAAAGCCAGCUUUGCCCAAUGUUGGCAGAGAUUUGCCCAUGUCUGCCACACGGACGGAACGCCUGUGAAGGAGUUUGACACAGGUUAUAUGGCUUGUACGAAGUGUCACGCUGUUUACGCGUACGAAAUGCGUCAUGGUACAAGCUCACUGAAUGGCCACAGAUGUCGGCUAGUGGCAGCCGAUGCCGGCGCAAUGCGUCUAUUUGCGACAACGGUCCAACCGACCACGUCACAAAAGAGACAAGUUGCAAGGUCAGCCGCGAUGAUGUGUUGUGAGGAUCUGAGACCAUUUUCCAUCGUAGAGGACGCAGGGUUCCGUCGGUACUCGCAAGUUCUUCUUGACAUAGGGAUCAGUGUCGGUAGGGGCAUGAAGGUAGAUGAUUUGAUUCCCUCACGCUUCACAGUCAAGUGUCAGGUGAUGGGCGAUGCAGAAUCACUCCGCGAUGUUGUCAAAGCAAAGUUGAAAGAACACUUUGCCGAAAAAAUCCAUGCAGGGUUCACAGUUAACCUGUGGACCGACUCGAUUAAGAGAACAUCUUUCAUGUCCAUCACGAUCCACUAUAUCGACGGCGCUUUCAAACUGCACGUACGAACACUUCAAGUGUGGCCAUUGCACGACGAAUCACAUACCGCUGUCUGUGUCCUGAAAGCGUUCAAGGAGGGUCUUUAGGAAUUCGAGUGUGAUGAAAAUGAACGGUGUGUAGUGUGUUCGGAUAGUGGAUCGAACAUGUGUGGUGGUGAGGGUAUUCAGAGUAAUUUCAAAUGGUUGUCGUGCAGCGAUCACAAGAUUGCCACGGUUUUGACCACUGUCCUCAACAAAACCACAAGCACGACAAACAGAAUCAAGUCAGCACCAUUUU